AUUGACGCGGUGUAAAACAGGAAGUGGGCCAUGUGUUCGUCUGAGGUCGGGAUAAUCAGCAAGCCACUCAGCUGCUGAACAGUUUCAGGCGUACAUCAUGAUAACCCCAGCAUUUGAGCUCAGCCAAGACUCGGACUUCCUCACGCUGGUUAUCCGCGUUCCUUACACGAGAACAUCCGAGUUUGACAUCUACAUAGAUGGCGAGGACUUCAAAUUCUACGCCAAGCCCUAUUUUCUCAGGUUGACUCUACCUGGAAAAAUAGUCCAAGAUGGAAGAGAAAAGGCUUCAUUUGACAUCGAUAAAGGUCUCUUCACAAUGCGGGUCCCUAAGCAGACUGCAGGACAGCACUUUGAAGGACUGCACAUGCUGACCAGUCUCUUGGCCCCAAAAGGUUCCACGUCUGCUCAGCCUCUAAUGGAAGAGAUUGGAGCAUGCAGUCUGAGUGAGGCAUGUCAGGAAGAUAAAGAUGAAGAAGAGGAUUUUGAUUGGCAGGUAGAACAGCAGCCAUAUGUCGAGUCCUCAGAGGAAGACCUGAAAAAGAUGCAGAAAUACGGCUUCGGAAACUUCAGGACUGGGGUUUUCUCUCGACUUCAGGAGGAGCUGUCAGAAGUGAUCGAUGUGGAAGACCCAGAAAGCUCCACCCAUGCCAUGAGGAGAUCCAACCGCUUGGAUUCAGAGACCACCAUAUUCUGUACUGACCAUUAUCUGUUGGAUUUAUAUGAAGGUGAAGAGAUGAGGCAAGUUCAUCUCAAUUUUCAGCCGUGGUGGAGGGAGCUGAAGCCAGACUCUGAUGGUGAAUCUGCUGUGACUUUCACCGAUGAGGAAAAAGAACAGAUGAGAAAAUUCACAAAUCGUUCCUACGUGCUGGAUAAGGCAACCAGAUACCAUAUCUGGCUUAGUCUAAUGGACAUCAUCCUGGCCUACAUCUAUGACGUGCGCACUACAGAAGGAGAACAUAACGUGGAGUCAGCAUGGACCAUCAGAAAAAUCAGCGGGACUUUAAGCUGGCUGGAGACGUAUCACUCUCUACACGAGGUGCUCGUGUCAUUUGGCCGCAGGGUGCUGUGUUACCCGUUGUACCGGCACUUCUCUCUGAUCACGACAGCAGUGCAGGACGCCGCUCACAUUUUCCAGAGUGGUAAGGCCUUUGUCUUGAAAUGCCUGCUAGCCAUCCAUAAGAUCUUCAGAUACAAUGAGCCGGCCUACAUCCUCAAUGACCUCUACAUCACAGACUACUGCGUUUGGAUCCAGCGGGUUAAGUCUAAGCACAUGGUAGCCCUGGCUGAAGCAUUACGCCAAGCUGAGCUGCACAAGAAGGACCUGGACCUGGAGCUGGAGAUUCUGGAGGAAGCUGCUGAGAUGGUGGUAGAAGAAGAACAGGAGGAGCAAAUAAAGGAGGAGGGGCAGGAAGAUCAAAUGAAAGAAAGUGAAGAGGAGGACGAGUCUAGCAGCAGCAGUGAGGAAGAUGACGAUCAUGACAGCAGUGCUGCCAAGAGUGAAGAGGAGGAGCAAAAAGGAGUAACAGAUGGACCAGCAAUAACUUGCCCCUGCUCUCAAGACCUUGAGCAUGGAGAAAGCCUGAUUCAGGAGCUGGGAGAGAGGCUGCAGGAGGAGGAGCCGAGGAUCAGAGAGGACGUGCCUCAGAUAACCAUUCCUUCCAGUAGCACGGCGAGAGAGAAAGAGGGAGUGGUGCACAGAUUAAGAAAGAUAGACGACUCCCAGCUCCUUGUAGCUCUGGAUGGAGUUAAAGUCACAGAUGCAGCAAGCGGCACAGCUCAGUUAGAGCAUCGACAGCGUAAUGUACGGAUCUUGAAUGCUGAGGAACUGGACAGUGACGAUGAGGAUGAGCCAAAUUAGUGAGUGUUCACAGGGAUCUAAGAAGAUUAAAAAAAAUGCCCAUCACUGGACCGUGCUGAGGAGUAUAUUCUUGAACUCAAACACCUUAAAAUAAAGUAGUAUUGAAUACUUUUCUGUUUUGUUUUUUAAUUGUAAUACCGUUGAUUUGAAGAGACAUGUUAAAUGUUAAUCAUUUUUAAACUACUAUUUCAGUCAUAGCUUGUAUGAAUAAUUUUUCUACCGGAUUCAUUUUAUUAAAAUUCUCUUUAAAGUUC
Molecule: messenger RNA, 2112 nt
Organism: Neoarius graeffei (lesser salmon catfish)
Lineage: Eukaryota; Metazoa; Chordata; Actinopteri; Siluriformes; Ariidae
Gene: shq1
Product: SHQ1, H/ACA ribonucleoprotein assembly factor
Exons: 12
Coding region: 98-1858 (586 amino acids)
Biological process (GO): box H/ACA snoRNP assembly
Cellular component (GO): nucleoplasm; cytoplasm
Source: RefSeq, a predicted model, not a curated record